AUGGGUAGAGAUAUAAUAGCAUUAGAUGAUUUAACCAUAAAUAAUGUAGGAGUAUUAAAGAAAAUAAAUGAAGUUACGGUAGGUACUAAUUAUCCACAAUCUUGGUAUGAUUCAAUUUUAAAAUCUUCAGAUUCAAUAGUUAAAUUAGCUUAUUAUUCAGAAAUACCAAUUGGUGGAAUGAAGGCAAAAACUUUUAAUAAUUCACAAUCAAAAUCUAAUUUCCAAGAAGUUAUAAGCUCAAAUAUUUCAAAUAAAACUCCAAAUUGUGUAUAUAUCGAAAGUUUUGCCAUUUUAAAAGCGUAUCAAAGUUUGGGAGUUGGUUCAAAAUUAUUAACAUGGUUAAUUGAAGAAACUAAAUCCAGAUUCAUACAUGAGAUUAUAGUACAUCUACAUACAGAUAAUAAAAAAGCAAUUGAAUGGUUUGAAAAAAAAGGGUUUAAACAAUUAACUGAAAUUAAAGAUUACUAUAAAGAUCAAGGUUUAGAAAAUCCAGAUGCUUAUUUACAUAGUUUAACUGUAUAG
Insectozyma verbasci is the source of this 522-nucleotide messenger RNA. NCBI's taxonomy places the organism in Eukaryota, Fungi, Ascomycota, Pichiomycetes, Serinales, Debaryomycetaceae. The record is from the annotation of a GenBank genome assembly.